AUGAAAUUCCUCGGUCAAAGUAUUGCACAGGCAGUUGACGUGGAGCUGAUGGGCAGGUACGGCUAUGCGAUCGAGCAGCUGAUGGAGCUUGCCGGCUUGAGCGUUGCCGAGAGCAUCGCGCGCGAGUACCCCAAGGGCAGGGUCCUGCUGUGCAUUGGGCCUGGCAACAACGGUGGUGACGGGCUGGUAGCUGCUCGCCAUUUGUAUCACUUUGGAUACACGCCGUCGCUGUUCUACCCAAAGCAGCCAAACAAGGAUCUGUACAAGAAUCUGCUGCACCAGUGUGUCUCGCACCAGAUCCCUGUGAUUGACGAUCUCGAAGCCGAGGUCCACAAGUGCGAUUUGAUUGUCGAUGCAUUGUUUGGUUUCAGCUUUAGUGGUGCGGUCAGACCGCCGUUCGACGACGUCUUGCGCACACUGAGUCAGACACCGAAGCCAAUUGUGUCUGUGGACGUCCCAAGGCGACAUAGUCGGGCUCUGGGCUGCAGCCCGGAUAUGCUGGUUUCGCUGACUGCACCAAAGAAAUGUGCAGAAAAGUUUGGAGGCCGGUUCCAUUAUCUGGGUGGCCGAUUCGUACCGCCAGAGAUGGCAAAGGACCUUGGAAUCCCGGAGUAUGCCGACAGCUCUCAGUGCAUGAAGCUAGGGCAGUUAAUCGGCCAGCAGCGUCUGUAA
Linderina pennispora is the source of this 672-nucleotide messenger RNA. Its product is annotated as apolipo protein A-I binding protein-like protein. Lineage: Eukaryota; Fungi; Kickxellomycota; Kickxellomycetes; Kickxellales; Kickxellaceae. The transcript has 2 exons. Gene Ontology annotation, molecular function: NAD(P)HX epimerase activity. Gene Ontology annotation, cellular component: mitochondrion. The coding region runs from base 1 to 672 and encodes 223 amino acids. The record is from RefSeq and is a predicted model, not a curated record.